UCACCCAGCAGGGUCCAAUUGACAGGUAGCGUUUCCUCGUACAGCUGUGGAGCAGCGGCAGCAGUUGGGCUGAUCAUGUGACCCGAAAGGAAUGCAGCUGAUGUGCAGUACAAGUGUGUGGUGGGGGGAGAGAGAGAAGCAGAAUUUCCAAACCUCCUUGCCCUGUUGCUGCAAAUCCCACUGACGCUCAGCAUCAAAGCGCUGAGUGACUGACGUCUCGGCCAACUGCAGGAGAGCCCGCCUCCACGUCGUCCAAUCAGCUGAUUUUUGCUAUCCCGGGAGGCUCUGUUCAUCCCUGUUUUCAAAAAAAUAGCUUGAGAAUGAGAAAAAAGCAGCUCGGGCAAUUGUGCCAGGAGAGCUGAAGCGAAGGGCAGAGCGAGGACGGCGGUGCUGUGAAAGCAAGAGGCGCUAUGUGCUGUUGAGCAUGGGUGCCACAGCCGAUCAGCAGAACAAUGGGAAGGUAUCUAGAUAGUAGCUCCAGAUUCCAUUUUCCCCUGAAGUGUUAAAGUAAGUGAUUAGGAUGGACAUUUCUGACAAUGUAGAUACUGAGGACUUUCCACCCCCACCACCUGAAGUUUAUGUUGACGAGCUGACACUUAAUGGCCCUGCUUAUGAAAAAGAUGAUGAUGAAGAUGCAGGAGAAAAAUUUGAUUUUGAUAGUGGGGAUGAAAUUCCAGAAGCAGAUCGACAGCCAUUGGAAGUUCCUGGUGAUACUCUCAUCGACCAGGGAUUUCAAUUUCCAGACCCUCCAGUGCUGCCCAAUGAAAUUACAAAACAGGAAUUGCCAACAGAAACUAGUACGAAGAUGGCAACAAAGAAGGUGAACCCAUAUUCUAUUAUUGACAUAGCGCCAUUUCAAGAGGUUGAUUCAGCUACUUCAGAAGAUCUUGUAUCUACUGACGAAAGCACCAGUCCACGAGUGCCAAGUGGAUAUUCUGUUCCUGUGCCAUGUGGAUAUGCAGUCCCUUCCAACUUACCCUUGUUGCAGCCAGCAUACUCCACACCAGUUAUAAUUCGCAACAUAUCUAUUGAUGAGCAAGGAGUGCAAGAGGUUGUUCCAAAUCCACAUUUUCAUUUCACUAGUGAAGAUGAUCACCUUUCCAGGCCUAUAGGCAGAGACGGAGAACUCUCGAGUGAAGAUUUCCAGUCGACCAGAGAGGAAGAUGUGUUGGCAAAGUGGGUUGCAAAUCCUGCAAAUACAGAAUGGAUGGAGAAUCCUGAUGAAGUCAUUUAUGAUGAUGUACCAAGGGAGAACUCAGACUCAGCAACAGACCCUGAAGAAAUGAUAUACGAUGAUGUGGAAAAUGGUGAAGAUGGUGGAAACAGCUCAUUGGACUAUGGCUGGAGCUCUAGUGAAUUUGAAAGCUAUGAAGAACACAGUGACUCGGAGUCAAAACAUGGGGUACCAAACUCAUUUUUGAGAGGAAACAACAAAAGGCAUCUUUCUCAGGAUCUUACACGUUUAAAGCAGCAUUAUGAGAAGAAGAUGAAAGAUCUGGUGGCAAAUAGAGUGGGAGCAGUAGAGAUCCAACAUUUUAAGCACAAACAUGAACUUAAGAUGCAAAGGCUGGUAAAGGCUGCUAAAGAGGGGACAAAAGAUGGACUUGAAAAAACCAAGGCUGCUGUGAAGAAAGGUCGUUCCUACAUAAGGACCAAAUCAUUUGUCUUGCAUGAUCGCAAAUCCACCAGUCUUGAAGAUGACGAGUUGAAUUUAUUUAUUGAUGUGGACUGCAUGCACAUAGAGGCGAUCAUGUCUCCAAUGCCAGAAGGACUAUCACAACAGCAGGUUGUCAGACGCUACAUUCUAGGAUCAAUUGUGGAAAGUGAGAAGAACUAUGUAGACUCAUUAAAAAGAAUUCUCGAGCAAUAUGAGAAGCCAUUGUGGGAGACAGAGCCAAGGUUAUUAAGUGAAAGAAAGCUGAAAAUAGUCUUCUAUCGCAUAAAGGAAAUUCUCCAGUGUCACUCACUGUUCCAGAUUGCUCUCGCCAGCCGAGUGGCAGAGUGGGAUACUGCCGAAAUGAUUGGGGAUGUGUUUGUAGCUUCAUUUUCAAAAUCCAUGGUCCUGGAUGCAUACAGUGAGUAUGUGAAUAAUUUCAGUACAGCCGUCGGAGUUCUCAGGAAAGCCUGUGCCACAAAACCAUCUUUUUUGGAGUUUUUAAAACAGUGCCAAGAAUCCAGUCCUGACCGAAUAACUCUCUAUGGUCUGAUGAUGAAACCUAUUCAGCGCUUCCCACAGUUUAUACUUCUGCUUCAGGACAUGCUAAAAAAUACAAACAAGGGGCACCCAGACCGGCUCCCUCUACAGAUGGCUCUAACAGAGCUGGAAACCUUAGCGGACAAACUGAACGAAAGGAAACGAGAUGCAGAUCAGCGCUGUGAAAUUAAGCAGAUUGCAAAGGCAAUGAAUGAAAGAUAUCUGAAUAAGCUCCUAAGUAAUGGUAGCAGAUACCUUGUUCGAUCAGAUGAUAUGGUUGAAACCGUUUUCAAUGAAAGAGGGGAGAUAAUUAAAACAAAGCAGCGCCGGCUUUUCAUGUUAAAUGAUGUUUUGAUGUGUGCCACGGCAAAUGCUAGGUCUUCUGUGGAAGGCAGUAGCGCAGUAACCACAAACCAAAAGUACCUACUAAAAUGGAGUGUACCACUAAGCCAUGCAGAGGUAAUUGAAUAUGGAGAAAGUGAGGACCAAGGAGACCAAACUCUGUAUUCUUCUUUGCAUGUUGCUGAAAAGGUUGUUGUUAGCAGUAAACCAAAUAAACUGUACAUGGGGCCAGGGCAGCUGUAUAAUGACUUGCAGAACCUACUUCAUGAUUUGGAUGUAGUCAACCAGAUAUCUCAGCUUGUUGGACAGCUGAAGGGAAACUAUCAGAACCUCAACCAUGCAGUUGCCCAAGACUGGUCUGUAGGGUUACAAAAGUUGAUCUUGAAGAAAGAAAAUGAAAUCCGAGCUGCAGACCGCUGCAGAAUUCAGCUCCAACUCCCUGGCAAACAGGACAAGUCUGGACGCCCCACUUACUUUACUGCAGUAUUUAACACAUUCUCUCCUGCUGCCAAACAGUCAUGGCUCAGUAACUUACAGAUGGCUAAGCUUGCUCUUGGAGAGGAGAACAACACAGGAUGGUUCUGUCUAGAAGAUGAAGGCCAUCAAGUUAAAAAGGAGAAGCAUCCCUUGCUUGUUAAACACUUACCUGUUGUCAUGUCAAAGCAGCAAGAAUUUAAGAUUGAAUGUGCAGUCUAUAAUCCUGAACCAUAUCUCAGUAGUGAAAAUGAUCCAGAUACACUUUCCAUGCAUCAUGGCUUUCUAUGGAUUGGCAGCUGCACUAAUCAGAUGGGGCAGAUUUCAGUUCUUUCCCUCCAUAAUCGUAGCCCUAAGGUGUUGGAGUGUUUCAAUGUCGAAUCACGCAUACUCUGCAUGGUCUAUAUCCCAGAGGAAGCAAAACAGAAACAACUAAGCGAUGCCCCAGAUUUGGAAAAUGGGUCUUCCCGAGUACCAGAUGUGCCCACUAUUUGUCUGGGCAUGGAAGAAGGAAGCAUAUGUGUCUACAAAAGUAGUCAAGGAUCUAAAAAAGUACGGUUGCAGCACUUUUUCACACCAGAAAAAUCAACUGUUAUGAGCCUUGCUAGCAUCUCUCAGUGCUUGUAUGCAGGUCUUGUAAAUGGAAAUCUCGCCACCUACACAAAAGCUGAAGAUGGAAACUGGAACACAGACCAACCAAAGCUAAUCAAAUUAGGAGUUUUGCCGGUUCGAAGUCUGCUGAUAAUGGAGAGAACAAUCUGGGCAGCUUCUGGAGAGCAGAUAUUUAUUAUUGGCCAGGAUUCUAAUGCCAUUGAGCACCAGUUUGAGGCCCAUAGUGAAGAAGGCAUGGUGAUUUCUCACAUGGCAGUAGCGGGUGUUGGAAUUUGGAUUGCAUUCACUACUGGAUCAACUCUGCGGCUCUUUCACACCGAGACAUUUGAACAUUUGCAAGAUAUAAAUAUAGCAACUCCAAUACACAACAUGUUACCAGGACAGCAUCGGGUGUCUGUAACUAGUUUGCUGGUUUGUCACGGUUUGCUAAUGGUUGGCACAAAUCUGGGAGUUAUAGUUUCAUUGCCAGUUCCUCGUUUACAAGGAAUCCCAAAAGUGACCGGAAGAGGCAUGGUCUCGUAUCACGCUCAUCACAGUCCAGUUAAAUUCCUGGUCAAGGCAACUGCCAUUAAUAAGAAAUACAGACGCACACCAAGCAGAUGUAGCCAGAUUUCUCACUCGGAGUUAAAGAAUGAAGACUCACACUGUACUGGUGUUCAGCAAAACGAUGAAGCCGCUGCAUCAGCUACAAACAAUAACAAUGACAGUGCUGUGUGGCUUGGAGGGUCUAUGGGGUCCAUUGCCCAGAAAAGUGACUUAUCCUCUUCAUCGGGGUCCCUAACACUGUCUCAUGGAUCCAACUCCUGUGACGCAGGAAAGGAAGACUGCACUCUGUCCGAUCUUUUGGGUGAUCCAAGCAUGCCACUGCCAAAUAGCAAACAACAAAAAGCCAAAAGACUCAAAGCAGACUCUGUCCUAGUGAUCUCUGGUGGCCAGGGCCACAGAAAGUUAAACAAAAAGGUCAAACCACAGCGACAAGAAGAGCUGGUAUCUUCUGCAAUGGUUUGGCAGAUCCCACUUAACAUGUAACAUAACAGCAAGUAAUAAAAAUGGCGGCCUUACUGAAUAUUCUCCCCAAUUUAUUGACAUUGAAAUGGAAUCAGUCACAGUCUGUUCAUGUAACAAACUUUGUUAUCUCCUAACAUAAAAAGAUAUCUGUUUGCCUAAUAAUAAUAAUAAUAACGCAUUGAAAAGUUUUGAAGAGCCCAGAGAACUUUCUGCGUGGAUCUUCUUUUAGUGACGUCACUGUGUCCUGUGACCCAUGCACUUCCCUUUUGUGAAACGCCAUGGAGUAGGACUAAUCUGUAGCAUAGCAUCUGUCUAAACCGAUACGCAUAGUACUGGCUGCUUUCCUGCCUGGAUUGGCUUCAAAUGUUUAGUGGCUCCAUGUCCAGAGCGUUCUGCUCGUAAAUAGGAAUUCAUCUGUACACAAAUGGCCAGAGUGAAACCAUUUGCAACGGUACAACAGUAAUGUGCUCUGACUUUCAGCGAGGCCUCCACAUAAGCCCUAAUAUCCAUCUCCUGUGCAACAAAAACAUCAGGAACAAACCAAUUCCUUUCUUUCUUGUACAACAUCGUAAGGAUUUACCUAUGCUAAUCUCCAGUAUCCAUACCCCUUAUCUGUAAACAUGGCGGCAUGCAUUUAACUUCACUGCAGUAUUUGCUGAAAUGGAAAUUUAUGGAAACUUUUACAGUGGCUCAGUAUAAAUAUUACCAAAUGAGAAUUUUUUAUAUCAUAUUAUUACAAAAGAAAAGGUACAAGAAUAAAGCAUGGUUGCUUAUAUAUUCCUCUA
Xenopus tropicalis (tropical clawed frog) is the source of this 5415-nucleotide messenger RNA. It is a transcript of the gene arhgef10, whose product is annotated as Rho guanine nucleotide exchange factor 10. Gene Ontology annotation, cellular component: cytoplasm. Gene Ontology annotation, molecular function: guanyl-nucleotide exchange factor activity. The transcript is spliced from 30 exons. Bases 521 to 4651 code for a protein of 1376 amino acids. The record is from RefSeq and is a predicted model, not a curated record. Lineage: Eukaryota; Metazoa; Chordata; Amphibia; Anura; Pipidae. Gene Ontology annotation, biological process: regulation of small GTPase mediated signal transduction; positive regulation of stress fiber assembly.